This is a messenger RNA of Heteronotia binoei (common prickly gecko), 1820 nucleotides long. It is a transcript of the gene TMEM230, whose product is annotated as transmembrane protein 230. The record is from RefSeq and is a predicted model, not a curated record. The coding region runs from base 194 to 562 and encodes 122 amino acids. The transcript is spliced from 4 exons. Lineage: Eukaryota; Metazoa; Chordata; Lepidosauria; Squamata; Gekkonidae. Gene Ontology annotation, biological process: synaptic vesicle transport. Gene Ontology annotation, cellular component: synaptic vesicle; endomembrane system.
UGCAAGGAUCGUAAACUUCCUGGCUUGCAAUCGCUCGGCUACCAGGACGGCAGGGAGAGAGAGAGAUCCUGGGCAGACAGUGAUGGGCUUGAUCUUCAGGUAGAUUGCUGCGAGCUACAGGGGGCUCAUUUUUGCGGCACACGUCCAACUUCGAGAGAUCUUUUCAGAUUCCACUUGCUGCUAACUAUUUUUCAUGGUGAACAUGCCAUCCAGAACAAAUCUUGCUGCUUCAACGCCUAGUAGCAAAGUGAAAUAUUCCAAGCUUGCCAGUACUGAUGACGGCUACAUUGACUUGCAGUUCAAGAAGAGCCCUCCAAAAAUCCCCUACAAGGCUAUUGCGCUGGCUACUGUGCUGUUCUUGAUUGGCACCCUUCUCAUUAUCAUUGGAGCCCUCCUCCUCGCAGGAUACAUCAGCCAGGGAGGAACAGACCGAGCUAUCCCUGUCUUGAUUAUCGGGAUCCUGGUUUUCCUUCCAGGCUUCUAUCAUUUGCGCAUUGCAUAUUUUGCUUCCAAAGGCUACAGAGGUUAUUCCUAUGAUGACAUCCCAGAUUUUGAUGACUAAGAAUAUUCUGCUGAAUAAGAACAUUUCUUUAAAAGUUCUUUGCUGUGGCAACUUGACUGAAAAUUGGGUCCAAGGAGCAAAAAAAGCCUGUGCACCUGAUUUAGCCAAACAGGCCUGUUAUUGCACAAUGCAACUUGGCAAGUAUUGAAAACCAUUGGCAUAGGUUUUCUGCAGAAUUUCUCUUUCUGAUGGAAAGAUUAGGUGAAAAUGUUGCAACAUCAUGCAAAGCAAACAUGUAAGCAGCUGUCUGGGGAAACAUUUCCUCUUUUUGAGAAAACGUUUUUGAUGGUUAAUAAAAUGCAGCUGUGCUUGUUGCCCAAUGGAAUGGAUGCACAGGUGUGUGUGAGUAAGAAAAAGAAAUUCAGGUAUUAAAUCUAUAGUAUUUCUCAACAGCUUUUUUUUAAAAGUCCAUUAUCGUUUAGAGCAGGACACCUGCAAUACUGGAAUAAGUGUGUAUCCCCUUUUGAAUGACUACAUCUCAGUAAUAUUUGUUCAGACAAAUUAAUUGGAUGGAAUCCAGCCAUUGUGGCCACUGCAAGUUAACACUUGGUGCAUGAUUGGGACCCGAAGAGGACAAUAGUUUGUGACCCCCUCCUGGGAACUGGCUCAGGGAAGACUUCAAAGUAAAUAAAAAACAAGUAAUACAUCAAAUCAGAUUUGUGUUUUGAAGCAGAAAAUAAAAUCCUUUGCUGCACAGGCAUACAUCCUGUCUGUUCCUUGCAUCUCAUACACAGGCCAAGAAAAGGAAAAAGUCAUUUCUCAGAUCCUGCCAUAAUGAAUAAAGGCACAGGUGUGAUAUCCAUGACUAGCAAACCCUUUCGUGUCACCAUUUGACUGUCUGGUUGAUGCAGAAUGCACCAGAGUUUCAUGUCGAACAGACUGGAGUCAUUGGCAGGCCUUGCUGAGCCUCCUCCUUCCCGGAAUGAGAUUGUAGGUGUGUAGCAAGUGCCACAUCAAAGGUUCCUCAGUGUCAGUGAACUUCAGUGUACAUGGUCAGGCAGGACCCUGCUUUGCCUCUGUUGUGGGCACUGCCUAAAUGCUAUGCAAUGUUCCUGAAUUAGAUGCGUGGAAAAUCUUAUCUACCCAUAUACAAGUUAUUCUUUGGCAUUAGGUUUUUUGAGCUGCGUGAUUAUCUCUGGAUCAUUCAACUUUAUUUUCAGUUUAUAGAAUGGAAGAAAGCAUAAGUAUGCAAUGAGAAGCUGUAAUCUACGGUUACAGAAUAUGUAUUUAAUACAAAUAAAGACUGCAUUUCAUUUGA